Messenger RNA from Neurospora crassa OR74A, 882 nucleotides. RefSeq lists its product as hypothetical. Gene Ontology annotation, cellular component: membrane. The transcript has 3 exons. The record is from RefSeq and is a predicted model, not a curated record. Lineage: Eukaryota; Fungi; Ascomycota; Sordariomycetes; Sordariales; Sordariaceae. The coding region runs from base 379 to 693 and encodes 104 amino acids.
GUUAGGGUAUUUGCUCACUCAGGGUUAGGACCGAAUUCCCAAGACGUCAUCCUCGGCUCUUCCCGAACCUUCGUUGCUUCGUUCGGAGCUUUCGUAAGUUAUGACAAAGUGGCCCGAGCUCCCAAUCAGCAAUUAGCGAAUCUGUUGAGCAGUGUCUGUCGGAGCUUGCCUGCCGAUCGCAACCGACCGGAGUCCCCCAAGAUCCCGUUGCGCGCGCGGACUGGACCCGGACAUUGCUCGCUACCUCUAGUGCUGGUACAGUUACCUUAGCUGCUCGGUAAGUUUCCGACGGAACUUGUCAAUGAUCUUUUUGAACGAGCAACUACAACUACAACAACAACAACAACAACGGAAACUAAGACGAUAACACUAUUCACAAUGGGCCUCGAACUCCCCGCCUACGUCCUCUCCGCUCUCACGGUCACCGGUGGUAUCGCCGGCUAUGCCCGCACCAAGUCGAAGCCUUCCAUUAUUGCCGGUUGCGCUGUCGGUCUUCUUUACGGCCUCGGCGGCUACCGCAUCCAAAACAACCAGCCCUACGGCGUCGAGCUCGGCCUCCUCGCCUCCGUCGUCCUCGGCGGCGCUUCCCUUCCCCGCGCCAUUAAGCUCCGCAAGCCUGUGCCCAUGAUGCUCAGCGCCAUUGCUGCUUUUGGGCUGUAUACCUUUGGUGAUGCUUUCCGCAAGACUCUUUGAGGGAGCCGACCAGAAAAAAACAAAAUAACCGGUGUCGGGGGCGGGAGGGUGUUUUGGUAGAGGGGAGUAGUGAUAUUUCUUCUUCUGCCUGUCCAGUAUCCAAUGUUACAUGUGAAAAGGAAAAAAAAAAAGGAAACAAAAUGCAAGUUGCGCCGCCCAUAUGCUCUCUCUCUCUCUCUCUCUCUCUCU